CUACGUUUUUAGGAGCUAGUGAGAUACACGUAUUUCGGGAGGCAGUAGUCUCUGGCUUGUUGCCUAUCAAGUGUAUGCAAAUCGCUUGUUUUAUGCAUCGCCAAUGACCCUCUUGACCUCGCGAUUAGAAUCAACUUAAGAACUCGCCUCGCCUACUUCGAAAACCUAAGAUUGUUUUCUGCCCACCACCAUUGCGAACUGUCACUACUUCAAUUACAUCUCUUUAACCAAACGUCUGCCUUAUCCAAUCAUGUUCUCAAGCUUACUUCUCGCUGCCCUAUCAGGAACGGUAGCUGCCACCUCUGUUGCCAACCCGGGAAACCUCACUCUCAAGUACUUGGAAUCCCUGCCAACCUUGACUUCUGGGACGGAAUGCGCUUGCAACCAGCUAUCCAAGAAAUUUGGAAAUGCCCUCCUGGGCUUGAACUCAACCGGCUAUACGACUCAUGCCCAAGACUUUUACGACAUUCGGGCAGUCCUUGAGCCAAGAUGCAUUUUCAUGCCGACGGAUGCGCAGCAGGUCGCCGCAGGCAUCUCGAUCCUUGCAUCUUGUGGUGCACAGUUCGCCAUUCGUGGGGGUGGUCACAUGAACGUAAGCUAUGAUUGUCAUUGCUGCUACGGCGGCGUCUUACUUGCACUUAACCUCCUAACCGACAUCGAAAUAAGCCCCGACAAUUCGACUGUCAGUGUCGGGCCCGGAAACCGAUGGGUAGAUGUCAGGCAACUUCCCUCUCGCCUAAUUUUUCUUGGCAUCUGCUGUUAG
Messenger RNA from Colletotrichum acutatum, 763 nucleotides. RefSeq lists its product as uncharacterized. Lineage: Eukaryota; Fungi; Ascomycota; Sordariomycetes; Glomerellales; Glomerellaceae. The record is from RefSeq and is a predicted model, not a curated record. The coding region runs from base 251 to 763 and encodes 170 amino acids. Gene Ontology annotation, molecular function: FAD binding. The transcript has 2 exons.